Messenger RNA from Coffea arabica (coffee), 1215 nucleotides. RefSeq lists its product as uncharacterized. NCBI's taxonomy places the organism in Eukaryota, Viridiplantae, Streptophyta, Magnoliopsida, Gentianales, Rubiaceae. The record is from RefSeq and is a predicted model, not a curated record.
AUGGAUAAGGAAGCAAAUGAUGUUCCAAACGAGUUUCAUAUUCAACAAAGAAGUCGACAAUUAGCUGCUGCUGAAGUUAUUUGUAGAGUGACAAAAUUGAUUAUGUCUCGGAGGGUUCGUAGUAGAAAUUAUAUAGAUCGACCUAUUGGAUAUCGGUCUAUAGAAAGCCAGAAUGUACGAGAGGAAAUAUUGAUGCAACUUAGGACAAAUGGUAACGUGAAUAAAGUUAUCCGAAUGGGGCCUAAUACUUUUACACAUUUGUGUGAGUUAUUACAAACAAAUGGGGGUUUACGACCCACCCAAAGAGCAACAAUAGAAGAGCAAGUUGCUAAGUUUCUUCACAUUUUAUCACUUCUAGCAACGAAUGGGACAGUUUCAUUCUUUUAUCGUCGCUCGGCUGAAACUAUUAGCCGCCAUUUUCAUAGAGUACUUAAAGCAGUUAUACUCUUAGAAGAACAAUUCCUACGACAACCUACAGGAGAAACAGUACCACCAGAAAUCCUUAACAGUGAAAGGUUCUAUCCAUAUUUCAAGGAUUGUGUGGAUGCAAUUGAUGGAACUCAUGUUCGUGUCAAAGUGUCUAAUACUGAGGCAGCAAGGUAUCGUGGCAGGAAAGAGCAUCCAACACAAAAUGUGUUGGCUGCAUGCUCUUUCGACUUAAAAUUCACAUAUGUUCUACCUGGAUGGGAAGGGACUGCAUCAGACUCGAGAAUCAUAAAAAAUGCACUUAACAGAGAAGACAAAUUAAUUAUUCCUAAUGGUAAAUUUUACCUUGAUGAUGGUGGAUUCAUGUUAAAAAGUGGACUGCUUACACCUUAUAGAGGAGUUGCGUACCAUUUAAAAGAGUACUCAAAUCGGGGACCCCGAGAUUAUCGAGAACUUUUCAAUCUUCGGCAUGCAUCAUUGCGUAAUGCAAUAGAGAGGGCAUUUGGAGUUUUGAAAAAACGCUUCCCAAUCAUAGGUGAUAACCAGCCAACAUAUGAUGUCAAUACGCAGUCAAAAAUUGUUCUUGCUUGUUGUAUUUUGCACAACUUUUUAAUGGAAAUAGAUCCGAAUUUGGAAUAUAUUGAUGAAGUAGAUGCAGGAUUGGCACACCAAUCUCCUAUCGAGGAUGAAAAUAUUGCAUCUACUAGUACUCAAGAAGAAGAUUCAUCACAAGGCGAAUUUUUGAGAAAUCAAAUAGAUAUGCAAAUGUGGAAUGAUUAUGUAGUUUAA